Molecule: messenger RNA, 744 nt
Organism: Mycena citricolor
Lineage: Eukaryota; Fungi; Basidiomycota; Agaricomycetes; Agaricales; Mycenaceae
Source: the annotation of a GenBank genome assembly
CUCGUCCGAUAUGCGUUUGAACAGAUCCAGGACUUUCAGCGGAUUCAAAUCCUCAAAUAUCGGUUUAUUCACGUGCACCAAAAGAUCCUUCUGGAAUUCCACAGCGGUGGCAAAGGUUUUUCUGAAUGCCUCCAACUCGGGAGCAGUCUUUUUCGCGCGGAAUUUGUCGUGGAUGAUCUUCAGCGGACCGACUUUCUUCACAGUCCCGUUCGUCGCGGCGCAGUACGGGCAGUGCACGACUUUGCGAGCCAUCGUAUUGACUGCUUUGGAGAUGGCCUGCCGCUGGAUGUUUUCGAGGUUGGGCCGUCGGAAUCGUUUGAUGUAGACGCGUCGAUCGGUUUCGUCAAGCAGCACACGCGCACAUGUCUGAUUAAGACUUCAGAAUGGGACAAAGCGGGGAGCGGACCGAAGAACGACCUUGCAGAUGCAUUGCAGGACCGCGAUGGUGUGCUUGAAGAAUCCCACAUGGAAUACGGGAAGCGUCUCGCAGAACGCGCUCUUGUCUGAAGUACCCUUCGCACCGUAUUCAGAAAUCGCAUGGGUCGUGUGGUUUAUUGCAACGCACCAAGCGCCGAUCUAGAACCCCAUCCUUCACCGGCAGUCGCUCCGUCGCAGUGUAAAGAUCCCUAUGAGUGACUUCGAACUCGGAUAACUUGACGGUCUCCUGGGCAUCAAGCAAGCUGAAUUGCAGCUGUUUGCUGAGCGGGGAUCAGAACCUUUUUCUGGUGCAGACGCGGCGGAAAC